CUCCCUCUCUCUCUCUCCAUGCUCACGUUGCCAGUGAAAGUCCCUCGACCUCGCCGACGACUCCUCUCUCGGUCGGCCACCGGAGAACAGGCUCGCUGUCGGAGGGUGAGCCAGGACUGGAGAAGAGAAGAGGAGCGGACGGGGAGACUUCACCCUCACAGCUCGACGAACAUGCAGAUGCUCGGGGUCCCAUUUUGGCUCUUUUGGCUUAUCUGGGGCCACUCUUGCGCUCUCGGCGGAAAAGUCAACAAGCACAAGCCGUGGAUAGAAACCUCUUAUCAUGGUGUGAUCACAGAGAACAUGGACACGGUGCUGCUGGACCCUCCUCUGGUUGCUCUGGACAAGGAUGCCCCGGUCCCCUUUGCUGGGGAGAUUUGUGCCUUUAAGAUCUAUGGUCAGGAUGCUCCGUUUGAGGCUGUGGUGCUGAAUCGCACAUCAGGAGAAGGAGUCCUGAGGGCCAGCAGCCCCGUGGACUGUGAGAGCCAGAAAGAGUACACCUUCAUCAUCCAGGCAUACGACUGUGGGGCCGGGCCCAACGGGGCUGACUGGAAGAAAUCGCACAAGGCGGUGGUUCACAUCCAGGUGGAUGACGUCAACGAGUUCUCCCCUUUGUUCCGGGAGUCGCUGUACAAGGCGUCAGUAACCGAAGGGAAGAUCUACGACAGCAUUUUACAGGUGGAAGCCUGGGACCAGGACUGUUCACCGCAGUACAGCCAGAUCUGCAACUAUGAAAUUGUCACUGCGGGGACGCCAUUUGCCAUAGACCGCAAUGGUAACAUCCGAAACACGGAGCGGCUGAGCUACGACAAACAGCAGAGCUACAAGAUUAUGGUGACCGCCUUCGACUGUGGUCAGAAGAGGGCGAAGGAGGAUGUGGUGGUGCAUAUUGAAGUCAAGCCCGUCUGCAAACCUGGAUGGCAAGGUUGGAACAAACGGGUGGACUAUGAGCCUGGGACUGGGAGCAAGCAGCUGUUUCCCAAGAUGCACUUGGAAACCUGUGGCGGCCCCUUGUCCAACGUGAGGGUGAUGGUCGAGCUGCAGACCAAUCACAUCGGGAAGGGCUGUGACCGUGAGACCUACUCUGAAAAAUCUCUGCAGAAACUCUGCGGUGCAGCAUCAGGCAGUACCGACCUCCUCCCUGCCCCCAGCCCUUCCACGAACUGGACAGCGUCUCUGCUGACUGACAGCGGCCGCGACAGCGACCUCAUUUACAGAUUUGACGGCCGGCAGGCUGCGAACGUUCCAGAUCAUGUGGUGCCCCAAAACCUGACAGACCAGUUUACCGUGGCAACGUGGAUGAAACAUGGGCCGAGUCCAGGACUCAGAGCUGAGAAGGAAACUUUACUGUGCAACUCUGACAAGACGGAGAUGAACCGUCACCACUACUCGCUGUACGUUCACAACUGCCGCCUGGUGUUCCUGCUCAGAAGAGACUUCACACAGAUCGACACUUUCAGACCUGCUGAGUUCCACUGGAAACUGGAGCAGAUCUGUGACAAGGAAUGGCACUAUUACGUAAUCAACGUGGAAUUUCCUGCCGUGACUCUGUUUGUGGACGGCGUGACCUACGAGCCCUACCUGGUGACAGAUGACUGGCCAAUCCAUUCCUCAAAGAUUGACACGCAGUUGACUGUGGGAGCAUGCUGGCAAGGUGGUGAGGUAGCGACCCCGAGGUUCACUCAGUAUUUCCAUGGCAGCCUGUCAGGUCUCACUAUUCGACCGGGCCGCAUCGAAACCCAGAAGGUUAUCUCGUGUUUGCAGGCCUGCAAAGAAGGCCUUGAUAUUAACUCCCUUGAAAGCCUCGCAAAGGACAUAAAGUUCCAUUUCAACCCUGCCCAGUCCGUGCUGGUGGUGGAAGGAGAGGAUGCCGACAGCAUCAACACAGCCAUGACCAAGGUCUCCUACAUCAACUCUCGCCAGUUCCCCACGGCGGGCCUCCGACGACUGCACAUCGCCACCACCGUGCAGUGUUUUGGAGAGGACACGUGUCUCUCCAUCCCAGACAUCAAGGCAGUAGUGAUGGUGCUGCCGCCCAGCGAACCGAGAAUCACCAUUACAGGAUCUAAUCGACUCAUCAGGCCUGCCGCUGACCUUCGGGGCCCACUGGGUGUGGCACCCUUCAAAGAACUCCGCAUCACCAGCACGGUGAUGAAGGGCGAUGGCUUCGGCGGAUCCCGUCGGCCAGGUGUGACGGAGGUGAUGCACAACCUGGACUACUGUGAUGUGCUGGUAAUUGGGGAGGAACUGAAUUCCGAGAGAGAGAGUCUGGAGAUUCAUCACAGCGCUCUGUUGGGAAAACACCUUGAUGCCACCAACUCCACCUCCGGAAUAUCAAUAUACGGUGUGGACUCCAUGGCCCACUAUGAGCAGGCGCUGAGGCAGUUGCGCUACAGGAACUGGCGACCUGCCACUCUGAGCGAGAGAAAGUUCAGACUCACCUGCUCUGAACUCAACGGGCGUUACACCAGCAACGAGUUCAAUCUGGAGGUCGGUGUUCUUCACCACUCGGCGCCCGUGGAGCAUGUCAACCAUAUGGCUGCCCAACCGCAGUACAUGAGGCCCGUCCAUCACCCACUCAUGAUCCACACUCUCAACUCACACGGGUCAGGUGCUGCCCCUCCAGCAGCCACAGUAGUCAUCGUGGUCUGCAUCGCCGCCCUGGUGGUGAUCGUAGUGAUCGGCGUCUACAGGAUCCACGCCACGCACCAGGAGGGGUCCAGAGAGGACGAGGACGAGGUCAAAGACCCUGACGGGGACUGGGAUAACUCUGCACUCACCAUCACUGUCAAUCCCAUGGAGGGUGUAAGAGGAUCCCAGGCAGGGAGUGGAGAGAUACGAGACGAAGAACGUGAGGAGGACGAGGAGGAUGAGGAGGACGAGGAUGAAGAGCUGGCAGCAGGAAUGGUGUGCGACGAGUCAGAUAACAGCGAUGAAGAGGAAGAUGCUGAAGAUGAUGAAGGUGGAGCGGAGGUGAUGCAGAGGAAGCAGAAGGGAAAACUCGUGUGGGACAGUUCCUCCAUAACAUACUGAGCGUGCACACAACCACAUAUCUACACACACACAUGGUCCCCUCCCUCUCUCCUUCCCUGUUACUCACACACACAUACACUUACUAACGCACACACACAUGUACACACACCAUGCAGACUUCCUUCAUGCUCAGCACAGGUCCGCACACACACAAUUAAAAUCUCUGAUAAAAUGACUUGCUGGAGAAUACACAAUCUUCCUGUUGUCAUUUUAAAUGAAACAUCUCCCUCUGCUGGACAAAGUCAAACACGCACACAUUCCCACAACCCUGCAAAAAAACAACGAAAAAACAUUGUCUGUGUGUAGAUUAUUAUAAUUUGCAUCACAAGGGAUGAAGCAGGGCAGAAUAUAUCACACGAGCUCAUUCGUUAUGUGUGCAGACACAGAAAAAUAUUUCCCAAUCUCUCAAACGACCAUGAACCAGAACGCUGAUACAAACACAAUGUUUCAUCCAUAUGCUUAAUACACACGUCCUCAGAUUGCUUUUGUGUUUAUUUUUAAACAGAUAUAUGUGUGGUUAUGCACAUACAUCCAUAUACACAGUACACAUCCACUUAAUGUAUCCAUAACCAUUUUGAGUACUUGUCCCUUGGCCUAAAUAGUAGGUAUGACAUAGCUGUACUGUCACUCAGUGUGCGUCCUCUUUUCUCAUCUUUAACUCCAACCAAACACUUUUCUGUCAUUGUAGUCUGUGUUUUGAUAAAUCUUGAGUUUCUUCCAAUGCAUCACAGUGCUGUAGUCCUGUUCUGACAUUAAACCAUCUGCAUUCUAUGUUUGUCCUGGUUCAGUCUCAGUACAAAGCAGAAAUAUUAAACAUUGAAUAUUUUCCUCUUUUGCUCUCUCUGAAGUGUUGUAAAGCUUAGCUGAUCACUUUUCUGUCAGCUCUGAGGCUGAUUGUGGAAGCUGAUCGGAGGUGAAGUACAGUUAGAGACAAAGAGCAGAAGGCUUUCGAAACGCCUGUUUGUUCGCAUCUGUCUGUGUCCCUUAUCUAUCCAUACUGUGGCCUAAUGUAGCCUUUGCUGUUUAGACGUAGAUGUCUUUCUUUUAUCAGCAGAUGAAAUGAUGCAGUGAUGUUACUGUAUGCUACCAAUCUAAUGUUUUCCAGUCAAUAUCUGCAGUAAAGGGAGCUCUAUGCAAUUAUGGGCCCAGUAUAAAAGACAGAACCAGGGGUACUCCAGCGAUUUAGAUUCAGUAUUUCAACGGCUAAGAGCUUAUAAAAGACAGAUUUAAAAAAAAACUGAUGCUGAGACGUCCUGAGAUAACUCGUCUAGAACAGGUCAUUCUCCAUCUGCCAGGUCAGCCACAUCUCACCUGACAAGCAUAUGUUCAGGUGUCGGUGUCACAGGACUCACGUCUUAACUGUCUCUAAAUAAUUAACAUCUAACCCUAAAACAUGCUGUGUUAAUUCUGGUCACAUAGACUUGCGGUGCAGUGCAAUCAGCACUGACAUACAGUACACAGUAAAGACUCUUUCCUCUCCUAUCUUGUUCAUGAGUUUGUGCGUUGGUGUGAAAACGCUGUCAGGUGUUUCUGAACUCCACGCCUUACGUUUGUAAAACAGAUUGUCUUCAGUUCGAGCAAAGACUACGACACAUUUAGUAUGUAAAAUACCUGUUUUUAUUGACUCAGUAGCCUUCCACGUGUAGAGGAACGUGACAUGCAUGUGUAAAAUCGUUGGAGUGCCCCUUUAAGCACCCUUUUUAAAUUCUUCACAGGAAGAAGUGGGAACUUACUUUGGUUCUAGGUUUUCUCUUGCUGUCACAAAUGAUGUAACUCUGCUCAGACUAAAUUAAAUUCCAAGAGUUUGUGCACAUUAAGGUGAGCUGAAAGAAACUGUGGCAUUCCCCUUUCUGCUCAUCUGCAUUACCGACUCUCUGAGCUCUCUCCUGUUCACCUCCUCCACCCCGUACCCCCCCGUGCCCCGCCCGUUGGCCUUUAAGCACCUGUGAUCGUGAUGUCAUCAUUGUGAAAGAACUGCCUCGUUUCCCUCAUCCCUCUCUGUCAUCUUAUGCUUCUGAACCAUUAAAAGAGAUUCUUUUACAUAUAAAAAAUAAACCCUGUAAAAAUGUUUAAGACAGUUAUUUUAUAUAUCGGUUUCUUUUUCUUUUUGUAAAUGAAAUGGUUGGGAUUUCUCUCUCUUUAGUGGUCAUCCCACUGCUUUCUGUAUAUUGACCAAUAAAGACUUGUUUUAGACUCUA
Molecule: messenger RNA, 5228 nt
Organism: Mugil cephalus (flathead mullet)
Lineage: Eukaryota; Metazoa; Chordata; Actinopteri; Mugiliformes; Mugilidae
Gene: clstn2a
Product: calsyntenin 2a
Exons: 18
Coding region: 19-3030 (1003 amino acids)
Biological process (GO): positive regulation of synapse assembly; positive regulation of synaptic transmission; homophilic cell-cell adhesion
Cellular component (GO): cell surface; postsynaptic membrane
Molecular function (GO): calcium ion binding; amyloid-beta binding; kinesin binding
Source: RefSeq, a predicted model, not a curated record